AAAAGUCCAAAACAUCCUGCGGAAGAAAGCAACCGUACUGAGCAUCAACGAAGGGUCAGGGACGAAGAAACGAAUAAUAUAACAAUGGCUCUCUCAAGACUGGCGGCCAGACGGUUAACGGCUGUUUUGAACGGCGUGGUGCGUGCGAACAGAAGAUCGAUCUCCCUUAAAACCGCAACAAUGGCCGAUUUCAGGAUCGAGAAGGACACGUUCGGCGAACUGAAAGUGCCCAAUGACAGAUACUAUGGGGCGCAGACCGUACGUUCCACCCUCAACUUCCCGAUUGGCGGCGAGUUCGAACGCAUGCCGUACCCGGUCAUCGUGGCCAUGGGCAUCCUGAAGAAGGCGGCCGCCCUGGUCAACAAGGAGUAUGGCCUGGACCCGAAAAUAGCCGAUGCCAUAGCCAAGGCGGCCGACGACGUGAUCUCCGGAAAGCUCUACCACGACCACUUCCCCCUGGUCAUCUGGCAAACCGGCUCUGGCACCCAGUCGAACAUGAAUACCAACGAGGUGAUCGCCAACCGUGCCUUUGAAAUCACCGGCGGCAAACUGGGCGAAAAGAACCCCAUCCACCCUAACGAUCACGUCAACAAGAGCCAAAGUAGUAACGACACCUUCCCCACCGCCAUGCACAUCGCCGUGGCCAUGGAGAUCGAGCACACCCUCCUCCCCGGCCUGAUGAUGCUGAAGGACUCGCUGAAGAAGAAGGCGCACGAGUUCGACAAGAUCAUUAAGAUCGGUCGUACUCACACGCAGGACGCGGUGCCCUUGACCCUGGGACAGGAGUUCAGCGGCUACGUUACGCAGGUGGAGUUCGGCAUCGCCCGCAUCAAGGCGACGUUGCCCCGUUUGCAUAUGUUGGCGUUGGGUGGUACCGCCGUGGGUACGGGUUUGAACACCCGCAAGGGCUUCGCCGAAAAGUGUGCGGCCAAGAUCGCCGAACUCACCAAUCUGCCCUUCGUGACCGCCCCUAAUAAGUUCGAGGCGUUGGCGUCGCACGACGCCAUGGUCGAGGUCUCCGGCGCCCUCAACGUUAUCGCGUGUUCCAUCAUGAAGAUCGCCAACGAUAUUAGGUUUUUGGCAUCCGGACCGCGUUGCGGACUGGGCGAACUGAUGCUCCCCGAAAACGAGCCCGGCAGCUCCAUCAUGCCCGGCAAAGUCAACCCGACCCAAUGCGAGGCCAUCACCAUGGUCGCCGCCCAGGUUAUGGGCAACCACGUGGCCGUCACCGUCGGCGGUUCCAACGGCCACUUCGAACUGAACGUAUUCAAACCGGUGAUGGUGGCCAACGUGCUCAGGUCCAUCAGACUGUUGGGCGACAGCAGCAAAUGCUUUACCACCAACUGUGUCGACGGCAUCGUCGCCAACCGCGAACGCAUCGACAAACUGUUGCACGAAUCGCUCAUGUUGGUCACCGCACUGAACCCACACAUCGGCUACGACAAGGCCGCCCAAAUCGCCAAGACUGCCCACAAAAAUAACUCCACACUUAAGGAAACUGCUAUUAAAUUAGGUAUCCUCACCGCUGAACAGUUUGAUGAGUGGGUCAAACCCGAAGACAUGUUGGGACCUAAGUAAAUGGAUAAGCUCGUACGGAUUUUGUUAUUUUGUAUGGUAUUAAAUGUCGGUAUUCCUGUUUUGCACCAUCCCUUAUGUUGUUGUUAACAGUUGUAAAUAUGUCUAAAUAGUAAAUGAUUUAUUGUAAGAUUAAACCAUGUUGUUGAUUGUUUUUUACCUUUGGGUAUGACAUUUGGUAUUACUACAUUCAAAAUAUCCGUAUUUUUAAUUCGGUUUAAUCAUUAGAAUGUUAUUUAUUAUUAUAUAAAUAAAGUUAUUUGUAUAUUU
This is a messenger RNA of Aethina tumida (small hive beetle), 1845 nucleotides long. RefSeq names its product fumarate hydratase, mitochondrial. Gene Ontology annotation, cellular component: mitochondrion; tricarboxylic acid cycle heteromeric enzyme complex. Gene Ontology annotation, biological process: fumarate metabolic process; malate metabolic process; tricarboxylic acid cycle. The transcript has 4 exons. Gene Ontology annotation, molecular function: fumarate hydratase activity. Lineage: Eukaryota; Metazoa; Arthropoda; Insecta; Coleoptera; Nitidulidae. The record is from RefSeq and is a predicted model, not a curated record. The coding region runs from base 85 to 1578 and encodes 497 amino acids.